GAGGGACAUUCAUAGCCUUAAGAGUGUGGGUGAGACAUACACAGCGUUGUUGGACCUGCAGGCAGAUGGCCUUUCUUCAGACCAAUAAGGAUCUCAUUUCCACGGGAACAAAGGAAUUUAAUGCUCUGCUGAAACAACAGGUCUUUAAUGAUCUUCUUGUCUCUGAAGAAGCCAUGGUGACUGUGGUGGAUGAUUGGAUAAACUUCUACAUCAACUAUUACAGGCAGCAGGUGACAGGGGAGCAGGAAGAGCGAGACAGGGCUCUGCAGCAACUUCAGCAAGAGUUGAACACUCUGGCCAACAAUUUCCUGGGCAAAUAUAGGGCCUUCCUGAAGUCCCAGGAGCACCAAAAUCACCCGUAG
This is a messenger RNA of Propithecus coquereli (Coquerel's sifaka), 362 nucleotides long. It is a transcript of the gene AHSP, whose product is annotated as alpha hemoglobin stabilizing protein. NCBI's taxonomy places the organism in Eukaryota, Metazoa, Chordata, Mammalia, Primates, Indriidae. The record is from RefSeq and is a predicted model, not a curated record. The transcript is spliced from 3 exons. Gene Ontology annotation, molecular function: hemoglobin binding. Bases 66 to 362 code for a protein of 98 amino acids. Gene Ontology annotation, biological process: protein stabilization; erythrocyte differentiation; protein folding. Gene Ontology annotation, cellular component: cytoplasm.